Molecule: messenger RNA, 12333 nt
Organism: Homarus americanus (American lobster)
Lineage: Eukaryota; Metazoa; Arthropoda; Malacostraca; Decapoda; Nephropidae
Product: dystrophin-like
Exons: 50
Coding region: 220-12333 (4037 amino acids)
Biological process (GO): synaptic signaling
Cellular component (GO): plasma membrane
Molecular function (GO): protein binding
Source: RefSeq, a predicted model, not a curated record
AUUAUAUGUUUUCGUUUUCAUCAUUACUUUGAAAUUAACUUGUGAUGGAGUGAAUUGUUACUAAUAAUAAGAGGAAAGUUACAAGAGUUUAGUGUCGUGAUAUACAAUAGAAGCGACGAUAAUUACAUGGUGGGGGGCAGGUAGCCAGUCCCACGCGGAGUCCAGGACUCGCCUGACGCGGCAGGACACACCUUAGAGGUCCCUCCCCCUUUCAUCACCAUGAGUGGUCGACUGCCUAACCUGCAGGACCUCACCCGCCUGUUGACCCAGGGGCGGUUGCCUAGCCCCAGGGCAGACACUACAGCAGGUAGUGGUACCUCGACACACACCAAAUCUGGGAGACACACAGGGGAAAGAAAUGACUGUGGAGUGGACGCACUCCAGUCAGCACAGUCACCAAAGAGAUCACAGCCAUCUGCAGGAACGUCCAGUCAGUCCACACAAUCUACUUCAAAGACUGUGAUGCCAGCCGGUGACCCCAAGAGCGGAGACCUGAAGGAGUUCGUGCAUGAGGUGGAGUUCCAGCACAACACCCUACUGGGCAAGAUGCAGCUCCUGAGGGAGACAUUGGCCAAGCAGCUCGCACCUUCAGAUGAGCGUGAGGAUGUUCAGAAGAAGACCUUUGCUAAGUGGAUCAACAGUCAGUUAGUUAAAGGGCAACAUCCACCAGUCACAGAUCUUUUCUAUGACUUGCGGGAUGGCACUCGUCUCUUGGCAUUGCUGGAGGUGCUCACUAAUAAGACAUAUAAACGUGAGAAGGGCCGUAUGCGUGUUCACCACCUGAAUAAUGUGAGCAGAGCAUUGAAUAUCCUCGAGGAACACAGUGUAAAGCUGGUCAACAUAUCUAAUGAACACAUUGUGGAUGGCUCAGCAAAACUCACAUUGGGACUGGUGUGGGCCAUAAUUUUACAUUGGCAGGUUCAAGGAGUCCUGAAGGAUGUGAUGUCUGAUUUGCAACAAACCAACUUAGAGAAAACUCUACUUGCAUGGUGCAGACAAACCACUAAGGGAUACCAUGGAGUAGAUGUUCGAAACUUCACCACUUCAUGGACAGAUGGCCUUGCCUUCAAUGCGCUUAUUCAUAGUCAACGACCCCAGCUAUUUGACUGGACCGUGUUGGCAAGGAAACACCCAUAUGCUCGUCUUGAGAAUGCCUUUAGGCUUGCUAAUGAGCAAUUGAACAUUGAGAGACUUUUGGAUCCCGAAGAUGUGAAUUCCCAAGUGCCUGACAAGAAGUCAAUUAUGAUGUAUGUGAUGUGCCUAUUCCAAGCUCUUCCUCAUGAAUCAUUCACUAUGGAGAGUUUGGAUGUCUCUCUACAGUCAGAUUCAUCCUUUAAUAUUGAGGGCAGUAGUGAUGACCCCCUCCGUGCUGCUGCUAAGGCUCGACCCCUGUCCACUGUUAGUAUAGGUUUGAGUGAAUAUCAACGAACAUUAGAAGAAGUUUUGACAUGGCUGUUGGGAGCAGAAGACAGACUGGCUGCCAUGCCUCCAAUUGCUGACACGACAGAGGCAGUGAAGGACCAGUUUCAUGAUUUAGAGGAACUAAUGCUGGAGUUAACAUCGAAGCAAGGUGGCAUUGGUGACGUGCUUGGAGAGGGAUCACGGCUAAUGAGAGAGGGAGUGAUGGAGGAAGAAGAGGAGGAGGAGGUUAGGGUGCAAAUGAAGCUUCUUAACACACGUUGGGAAGAUCUCAGGGUCAAGGCUAUGGACCGACAAUCACGACUACAUGAGAAGUUGAUGAGUCUGCAGCAGAAGCAGCUAGAAAGCCUAAAGAAAUGGUUGACUGAAACAGAAGAUCGUAUUGCUAAUAUGAGUCAGAGUUUGAAAUUUUACUAUAUACUGUAUGCCUUUGUUGUUCAUUUCCCACCAGCUUAUUCAACUCUAGAAGAUGAAUUGAACGCUCUGGGUGAGAGAUGGGCACACAUAUGCCGCUGGGCAGAAUCACGCUGGGCAACUUUGCAGACACUAUCAGUGCACUGGGAGCAUUUUGAACAAGAAAUAGAAAAGUUGCGUCAGUGGCUAAACGAAAAGGAGACUUCUCUUCGCCAAUUUGAGAGUGAUCCAUCGACUGAACAAGAACAUAUCCUACGACAUGCCAGUAUGCUGCAGGUUCUGCAAGCAGAGAUGGAGGUACAACACCGACGACAUGCUCAUCUCCAAGAAGAGAGUGGCAAAGUUUUGAGUUACAUUCCAGAAGGGUCCCCAGCCCAUGAAAAUAUAUCUACAGAUAUUGAAAGUAUACAAGAUCGAAUGGACUGCCUUCUUAGCAUAAUUGAAGCACAGACUCAAAGGCUGGCAGCAAGUGGGAUUGAUAUUACCAAAGUGAUGGUCCCAGUUGAUGGUUCUAGUGAUGUUGUGAGUUCUAGCACAACUACUAUCUCGCACGAGGGUGCCACUGUUAUCACCAAGAUCAUCACAACAAAGGUUACUGAAACGGUUACGGGCAGUGUUGUCAAGCGCCAGAAACUUGAAGGAGGCAGUCAGGAGGAUUUUUCUGUAGCACUUCAUCAGUUGGGUGGUUGGAUGGAUUCAGUGGAAGCCCAAAUCAAACCAAAAGCAAUUGAAGACCUUUCUCUUGACCAGCUUGUUCAACUUAGUCAACAGCUGGAAAGUGAAAUGGAUGGUCAGAAAGAAGAGUAUUACAAAGUGGUUAGUCUUGGACAGUCAGCAAUUUCUGAGACAUCUACCAUUGGAGAAUCAUCACAAGAAAGUGAACGGCAGGUGGCAAUAGUAUCUAGCCGAUGGGAAGCCUUAAUGGAAAUGCUUGUUGAAAUUAGGACCCGCAUCACCUACUUGAAUCAGAAAAAGAGGGUAACCACAGAUCUAAGUGAUCUUGAGGUACACUAUCAGGGCUUUGUACGAUGGUUUGAGGAUGUCCGCACUGUAAGUGAGAAUGAACCGAAUGCUGUCACACUUCAGGCAGAGCAGUGUAAGACAAAAAUUGCUGCAAUGGAAAGUCAUAAUGAAGAUAUUGCAGCCUUGAAAGCAUCUACAAAAACACUGAAUCAAAAAUGGGAAGAGGAAUCGCAGCCUCUAGUGCAGCAGAUAACCGCCUUCCACACCAAAUGGGAAAACCUUAUGCAAAGAUUUUUGGAGUGGAAUGAAACACUGGGAGAGAUGCAAGCUCAGGCUGUGACUCCAACAGUUGCACCCUUGGCACCUCCCCCUGAGUCUCUUCUUAAAGCCAUGGAUGCCUCUGGAAAGUGGCUGGAGAGUUUAGAAGCAGCAUUGGCAUCUGAAUAUUCUGCCAGCACUCUUCCACAAAUGCAAGAUCAGCAUAUCAAGUUCAAGGAUUUAUCUCAGAAGGUGGAGAUGGAGAGGGGAAAUAUGGCUCACAUUAAUGAAACAUGUAAUAGGCUCUCUCAAGAUGGUCAUGUUAACAUAAUGGAGGAUAUUACAAAAUUGAAUAAACAGUGGGAAACUACCACUGAGUCUCUUCGGUUACGUAUUCAAAACAUUGAGAAAGUGAUGGAAAAACAGAAGCAAUACAAUGAUGAAGUAUCUGGUUUGAAGUCCUGGCUUGAUGAAGUUGACGUUUUCCUGCAGGCUGAAGAGGCCGCUCUGGGGGACAUUGAAACUUUGGAAGCUCAGUUAGAGCAAUCCAAUGCCCUUCAGGAUGAUGUGGCAACUCUUCAGACUAACGUGUCCAACAUCAAAACUACUGGAAAACAUCUCAUCGAGGAGGGUGAUUCGGAGCUUAAGAGUAUCAUUGAGAACCAGCUGGACGAGCUAACAAAUCGUUGGAAUCUGGUAACCGAGCUUGCAAGGGCACAGAACAAGAGUUUAAAAGAAGCUCUUACAAGGAGUCAAAAGGUACAUGAUGGUAUUGAUAAGCUCAAUUUAUGGCUUGAUGAACUUGAAGCAAAAAUUCCCAGCAGUUUACCAAGAAACACUCCCCAAGAGCUUAGUCAUGCGGUUGAAAUAUUUACUCAACUGCGAGAGGAUAUAAGUCUUCAUAGUGAUGAACUGAGAGCCAUCAAUAACAUUGGUGAUGAACUGUUACAAGUUGACUCUUCAGCCACACAUGAGGAACUGGCUAGGCGGUUCACUCAGCUCAAUGGUAGAUGGACAGAAGUUGUAAGCCAAGUUGACUCAAGCUAUAAAGUUAACAUCACUGCAUCUCAACAAUAUGAAGAUUUUAAGAAGGUGUGCUCUGAGGAGUCUGAGUGGUUGGACCAGCUACAGGCAAAACUUGAAAGGUCAUCAAAAGAUGCAGCUGAUGCUGAGGAAAUUUCUGAGGCAUUGGAUGAAUUGGAAAUUUUCCUGCAUAGCCAUGAUGAGAGGCGACUGGAGCAGAUCAGGAAUCUUGCAGAAUCACUUGUCAGUGAAAGCUGUGUUGCUGAACCUGUACAAGAAACCACUCACUCCCUUACAUGUCGUUUUGAUACUCUUAAUGCCCAGGCAAGUGAACAGCAAUCUGGGUUGGAAGGUAGCGUGCAAGAAGCUCAAGCAUGGGAAAGAGAGUACGUCAGUGUCCUGGAUUAUCUUGCACAGUCUGAUUUAAUCCUCACUCAGGCCAUCAAUGAUGAGAUACAGGUUGAUCAAGUCCAGGUUGAAGCAGAGAUGAUGACACAACAAAAUGUGCUUCAGAAGAUGCAGGCCCAAGUGGAGGUAUACCACGGUCAGGGCAAGACGGAAGCUGCUUUAAGAUUGGAAGAUCAAGUUUCUCACUUACAGAAAAAAUAUGAAGAAAUUGAAUUGAAGCUGCGUGCAUGUCAGAAGCCGAGUGACUUUGAUACCCGCUUGAAUCAGGUGAACUAUCAGCUGACAGGAAUUAGUCAACAAGUACAUUUGGUCAGUGUGGAUUCAGGGAACCCAGAUGGAAUUCAGGAGCAACUAAAUCAGUGCAUGGAUUUGUAUCAAACACUUAGUGAAGUAAAAGCAGAGGUGGAAAGCGUGAUAGCAACAGGCCGUAAGAUAGUUAAAGAAGGGCAAUCUGCAGAUCCAGAUGGUCUCACUCUUCAGCUAGACCAGUUGAAAGCACUUUAUAAUAAACUGGGUGGUACAGUAACUGAACAUCGUGGGAUUCUUGAAAGGGCGCUUCGCCAUAGUCGUAAGAUUCAGAAAGACUCAAGUCACUUGGAGGAAUGGCUGAGCACCACAGAAUGUGAAUUGGACCAACGAGAGGCAACUGUUCCUACAAAAAAUGUUGAAGGGGAAGUUCAUUUUGCUCAGCAUGCCAUUGAUGAUUUGGGGCGCAAGAAGCCCUUGCUGACAGGCCUGCACGAGUCCUAUGCUGCUCUUACUUCUAUGUCUGAUGACCCUGCCUUGCUACAGCCCAUUAAAGAGCAGGUGGAUGACAUUACUCUUACAUGGGAGCGAGUCAGUAUUAGGCUUGCCAACAGGCUUAAGAACAUGCAGACUGAACAGGUUGCCAAAGAAGCUGAAAUGGAAAGAUUUAUCAUUGGCCUUGGUGAGGUCAAAGGAUGGCUGGAGAGCACGGAAUACCAACUUCUCAACAUCAGCAGGCUUGACCCCAGUGACCAAGACCAACUAAUCAAGAGUGUGUCUUCAGAAAUACAAAGCUACAAAGGCCAGAUUGAAAAUAUUCGUGACACAGCUGUAGACCUGAUUAACCAUGGAGUGUUAUUCCAAGCUCGGAUUCAACCUGAGUUAGUACUCAUUAACCAGAGGUGGGAAAAUAUCUACAGGACUGUGCAGGUCAAAUCUGAAGAUUUUGAAGACACAUUGAGCAAUGUUUCCCAAAGUGAAGAUGAUGACACAUCUAGCUUUGAGAUAGGCCCUGAGUUGUCAGACACUGAAGCUAGUAACCAUGAAAGCUUUGAGGAUAUGCGUAGACUAGAGACUGAAGAUGUGAGUGUGAGGGAGAUGGGAGAGGAAGCCGAGCUUGGUAGUGGUUCACCUGAUAUUGACAUUGGAAUGAAAAAAAGGAAAAGAUUUGCUAAGCUUUAUGAGGAAACUGACUGUGAAAUGCUCAAUGAAAUAAAGAAAACAGAACAACCUUUAAUGCAGGAUGUACAAGCUGGAGAGGAGUCAUUGCCUGAAGAGGUUUCUCGUAAUCCUAAGUCCAAGAAAAGGGCAUUAAAGAGUACUUCAAUUGUAACAGCAGAUAGCUUGGGAAAGGCAUUACGCAGAAAAGGGCUGACCACUGAUACAGUUGAGGGAAAAACUUGGGAAUCCAGUAGCUCUUCGAGUAGAUCAAGAAGCAACAGAGGGUCCUCUUCGGAAGGCUCCAUUGAUUUUGGAUCUGAAACUCGUGGUGCCAUUUCAGGAGAUUGGGAUGAUGCCCCUAUACCUCAAGAUUUAAGUGUACAACACCCUGUUGCAGAUGAUCAACAAGCUCAGAAAGAAUCAUUGGAAAAAGUUCAAGCGCAUGAGAUGCUGAAUAAAGUUCAAGAGCACGAGAUGCUGCGUUUCAGCUUUUUAAGUUCCAGUAGCAUUGAAAUGGACAACGAAGAAGUCUUUGCUAGAGAGAUAGAAAUGGAAAGUCAUGAAGUAGAUGCAAUGAUUGAAGUUACUGAAAUAGACUCCUCAUCUUCAGAUGAAAGUGAUGAUUUAGAGGAACCUUCAAAUGUAAGAAUAUCUGCAGCCACCAUAUAUGAACAUGCUGUUAUUAAUGCUCUGGAAGGCUCUGGAGAGAAGGUCAGUGAAAAAAGAGUUAACCAAGAGGACAGUUUUGUUGGGUCUAGUGAAACUGAUGUGACAGAUUCCACAGUUGUCCAGCAUAUAGUGACGAAAGAAGAACAAGGAGCUGAUGGUAAGACAGAGACUUAUACUCUGAUACUUGACCAUAAAUUAUCAUCAACAGAAACUGCAAAACCUUGUGCAGCAAUUUUAGGUGAACACCCAUCAUUAGAAACUAAACAAAUUGAAAUGAACAAGAUUGAGAUUGAAGAAGUAACUGAUAUUUAUUCUGCUGAUCAGUUUCCAAAUCAAGAAAUAAAUGAAGUAAUUCCUGAGUCAGUAAUUGUAACUCAGUGUAAAGAUGAAUCUAAUGUGUCACUCAAGACAGCUGAUGAGAGAAACACUGCAUGUGAAUCACCAAUGGAAGAAUUAGGAGAGACGGUUGUAGAAGUAGUGUCAAAACAAUUUCCAGAAGAGGAGGAUGUACAGACUAUGACCAAGAUGAUAUGCACUAGCUUGACUCGAGAAGAUAUCAGAGAAUCACCUAACCAGGUAAUAUGUUCAAAUCAGAGUUAUGACAUUACUGUUUCUCAAGAACACAAGAUGAAAGAGAACAUAUCUGAAACAGCCCAAUCUGGAGGAGAAAAUCAGUUAAUGACAUUAGAACAAGAACUUAAGAAAUCACCAGAUAUUCCAUUGAUAGAACUCCACUCACCUGUAGAACCUCAGUACAGCACUAGGAUUCGAGAGGAAAUGGAAGUUUUUGAAACAACUAUGGAAAGUCCUGCAAGUCCAUCUAUCACUAUCAAUCUUGUAUCUGUUGAAGUUGGAGAAGAAACUUUGGAAGUAGCUAAUAUGUCUGAAAUAUUAACUGGCGAGUGUGAAGAGUACAAAGUUGUUGAGGGAGAACAAUCUGUGACAUGCAAAGAUAAUGAUGACUCAAAAUACUCCCAAGCUUCAGUUGUCAGCUUAGAUAACAACCAAUCACUAGGCAAAGCUGGUCUUUGUGAGUCCGUGCCAUAUCUUGAAAAAGCUGAAGAUGAAAAUAUGGAGAAGAUUUUUGAGAAAGAAAAUCUGGGAGUUAAAGAGGGUGUAAGCAAAAAGGAUUCUAAGAGAGAUGAGGAUGAAGAGCCAGAGGUUAGAGAAAUCACAAGAAAAAUUUCUGUGUCUAGCAGUAGUUCAUCUGGCAGCAGCUUUGAGAUGGUUGAGCAUGAACCAGAAGCUGAUUUAGAAGAGCAGUUAUCUUCUCAUGAUAGUUAUGAAGAAAUGGAUAGUGGAGAGAAAGAUAGUGUAACAGAGAAUGACAUGGAGGUUGAUGAAGGAAUGGACACAAUAGAUGAACCUGAUAGAGUAGAGGAGCAACUUGAUCCAGAUAUAGCAAGUGUAUCUUUGGAGGUGAAGCUGGAGAGACAUGUUAGCAUUGAUAGUUCAGUGUCUACAUUGUCAGAAGCAGAAACAGUUAUUCAUGUGCCAAUUGGCAGUCUAUCCAAGAAAAUUUCUGAGACAGUAUCAGUUAAAGAUGACAGCCAAAUUGGUGUUAAAACUCUGAAAAGUGUGGAAGCUCAAGAAUCAUUAAUGCGGUCAGUAUCAGAGGAGUUGAUAACCAAGACCACUAUUCCAGAAGGUAAGUCACAGGGUAAGGAAUUAUCAGAAGGCAUACCAAAAAUUUCUGGAGCAAAGAAAGAGUCAGGUUUAGCUCCUAUAAUGCAAAAUGUUGAUACUACUAUAAAGAAGGUAGAUCAUGAAAGUGCUGUUUUAACUGCAAGACUUGAUAGGCAUUCUCCAGCUCAUGGAGGUUUUUGCAAGAGUGCUUGUGAAGCAUCAUUUGUUGUUAUGAUGCAAGAUGAUGUUAAGGAUGAUGAAGCAGCUAAGUGUGAUGUCAUAGUUGUAGAGAAUACUAAUAAGCAUCCUGGAUGCAGAGUAGUCAAAGCAGGCGAUUUGAAGAAAGAAUCCGAUUUAAGAUAUCAGAGAGAGACCUUAAGAGAGGCAGAUGUGCUCCCAAAGACUAUACGAAAAGAAGUAGAAAGUAAAACCUCUGCGGAGAGUAGUAUUAAGAAAGAGCCAGUGACAGGAAGUGCAGGAGCAGGUGAUGCAGUUCUUGGGGUGAAUUUUAAGGGUGAAGAUGGGUGGACUGAAGUGAAAAUAAUAAAAUCUAGUGUAGAAGAAACCCCCAGAAUGGAAAGAAGAGUCAGUGUUGAUGUUGCUCAAGUAAUUGAAGCAACUGAGGUGAUUGAAGAGCAAGAGGUUACAAUUUCCAUUCCUGAUGUCCAUCAUGGAGACUCAAGAGAUGAAAGUUCUGCUGCAUCUGAUGAAGAAAUGGAUCAUAUUUACAUUAAACCAUCCGAAAAGAUAUUUGUGAAUUUAUUACCAGAUUCUGGUGAAAAAAUUGAAGCUACAGAAAGCAAAGACAAAAUUUUUUUGCCUCUUUCCUCAAUACACUUAGAAAAACAUACUACAGUUAACACAGAGAAAGAUGAGGUUUUGUCUGGGAUGCCUAAAACAAGUGGUACUUGUAGUGAAACAAAGAAAUCUUUGACUGUGUCUGUCGUAUGUGAUAAUGCAGUGGAUAUAGACACAAAAACUGCUGAGACAAGUAGCAAAAUUGAAAUUAAAGAGGUAAUGAAGAGUAUGUAUGAUCCAGAUAAAUCUGUUUGUGAAAACAUUGAGGUAAACAAAAAUAGAGGUCAGUCCCAGUUGGGUAAGGAAGUACCUUCCUACACUCAGUAUGAGUUGAAAGACAUAGGUUUUGUUGUCAUUGAUGAUUACUCAGCUUCAAAGAGUGGGGAACCAAAAGAAGAGACAGAAAAGGAGAGUCCAUUAUCCUCUGCUGCUUCAAACUCCAAUAGUUCUAGUCCUUAUUAUGAUGCCUCUGGAGAAAUGGUUGAAUCUUUAGGGUCAGAUGAUGUUUCAACAUCAAUGGAAGUGUUGCACUCUUCAGCUGAAAUAUUAGACACUCCAGCAGAUUGUUGGUCUUCUCCCAAUGAUCAACCGACACAAUCUGCUGAGGAGAUCAUAUCCUUAGAAAGUAAAGAUAAAUCAGUUCCCCUGAGGGAUACCAAGUGUUACUUAACUCCUGGAUCAGAACACCGCUCCUCACGAUUCAGCACGAUCAGUGUCCUCACUGAUGCAAGUGAGGGAGAGGUCAUCUUUAGUGAAACUGAGGGAGAAGAAUAUCCCUAUGAGGAUACUACUGAUGAUGAUCUAACCUUGGAGGAGGAAGCUAUUAAAACAAUGGCGGAGAAGAAACAAUCCUCUGAUGGAUCAGUGGCAGGUGGUUCGGUAUCAGAGAAGGUAUAUGCUUCAAGAAGUUACAUUAAACAAAGCACUCAAGAGAGAUCCCGUAUUACUACAACCACUGUUUCUACAACCUCAAAAGAAACCCAGAAGGCAGGACAGCUUGGUGAUGACGAAGUUGAUUCGUACCUUCGAGAAGUGACAGUAAUGGCAGACAAGAUAACUUCAGUAAAGACAAAGGUGCAGACACUGCCAUCAUAUCAGGACGCUAAGGCGAAGGCAGAGGCCUUAGAGCAGGAGGUGGCAUUGCUGGAGCCUGAUGUAGCCACAGUUAUAUCUCAUGGUGACACCCUCACCCUCACAACACACAUGGUGGACGUCCCCAGAGCCAACACUAUUCGCAUUGCCGUUAAUGACCUCCGCACUCACUGGUCAGCCCUCAAGAGUGAAACCGAGGCUGUAAAACUGGAAGCAGAACAAGUUGCCCAUGAGAUCAGUAUUAUCUCGGGAAAGGCAGAUGAGAUAAUCAGUUGGGCAAAUGAUGCAUCAAAGAGACUCCAUCUUGUCAAUAAUGAUGAAAGUCAGUUGGAGGCACUUGAAAAUGAAAUGACCAGUAAGAAGGCAGAGUUGGAUAAACUUAAUGAAAGUGGCAUUCUUUUGAAAAAAUACAAGUAUAAUCAGAUUCAGCCUGUGCUCACUUUACUCAACAUGCGAUGGACUGAGAUCAGCAUGCAGUUCAGGCAAUACCGAAAAGGUUCCUUGGAGAAGAAAGCCAUUGUUUCAACAACUAAAGUGGAUACUGAGAAGGAACCAGUCAUUGUUCCAGACUUUGUGGCCAGCGUCAACCGCUUAAGAGAAGGAAUAUCUGCAAUCUCUCGCCAGCUUAAUGCUAACAAGCUUGCUGGCGACCAGUAUGAAAAUCUCAAGUCCCAGGAGGACGAAUUGAAGGCUAUUAAGCAAGGCCUGGAAACUUUGAAGCCAAGGGUUGAUGGUCUUGAAGCUGAGAGGAAUGCCACAGUCAGAAAUAUCACCCCAACUGAGUCAGAGCAGGUGCGCCGAGUUAUGGAUAAACUGAGGGAGGAAUGGGCUCAGGUAAACCGUGGAUACACUGAAAGACAUGCUCGCUGGCUGCAGUGUUCUGAAACUUGGCGUACACUGCAAAAGACCAUUGAUGACUUUGCCAUCUGGUUGAACAGCAUUGAAGAGAGGGUUCAAGUUACCUCUAAUCAGCCACUGCCAGAUGCCAAGAUUACACAGAAAGAACUUGAGAAACAGGUUACUCUUAAACACAGGCCCAGUCAAACACUCCAGUCAAUGUCUAAGGAAGUCACGGAAGGCAUGAAUGCUGAGGAUGGUAAGCGUUUGCAGGAGCGUGUCGACUCGCUUAUGAAACGCUGGCGAGCACUACUUCUAGAUCUUGCUGCCAGGAGGGAGAGAAUUGCUGGUGAAGAUGGGGGUAAGGACAGCACCAGCAGUGAGUAUGAAUCAUUAGUGACUUGGGUGGACCAGGCCCAGGCUUUGAUGGAUGCCCCUGUCAAUGUCACUGAUGAAGCCUCACUUUCUGCACACUCAACCAUGGUCCAGAAUCAUGUGGUGGAGAUGAUGAUAAAACAGAAUUUACUGAAGAAACUAAAAGAUUCAAAACCAAAGUCUAUCUCUACUGCUCAGAUGAAUACUUUAGAAACUAAUUUGAAUAAGGUUGUAAAAACUCUACCUGAUUACAAGAACAUGGUGGACACCAAAUUGGGGGUUAUCAAAACAUUAGUGACAGAAGUAGAGGACCUCUACAAAUGGACAGAAGAAAUGAGAGUGAAAGUGGCCCUUCGUAAUCUGACUGAGGAGGAAUUAAGAGAUUCAAAGGUGACUCUUAGAGAAAAGGAGGCCUUGUAUGAGAACCUCGACUCAACUUACUGGGUGUUGGCUCAAGACGCAGAAGGAAAAGGACUCACUGUGGCUGUUGCGCUCAAGAACCGCAUGAACACCAUCGAGUCCCGUCUGAAGGUGCUACAGGGGCAGGUGUCCGAGGCCGGCGCCGCCACCCCGCCCUCACCGACCUCCCCGGCCUUCCCACCUCCUGACACGGCGGGAGAUAAGGAGAAGGUCGAUCUGGAGAAGGCGGUGAAGCUGGCGAAGGAGGAGAAGGUGGCGAUGUCGAGGACGGAAGCUAGUGUCCAUGCCACGGGCACCACUGUUACCUCGAGUGUCACCUCAGUCAUCCAGAAUGUGAUCAAGUUUGAAGAGAGUGUCUUGAGUACCGAGGCUGGGUUGAGGCCCCCAUCACCCCUUGUUUCUCCGCCUCACCACGCCCCAGACUCCUCACCCGUCCUCAUCCUCGCCUCCCUGGACAAGAGCAUCCUGCAGAUUCGUGACUGGCUGACACUGAUGGAGCAGAUGACCCGUCAGCAGACUGUUGUGGUGGGUGACGCUGACGACAUCCGGCAGCUGACAGAGAAGCAAAAGCCCGCCGCCCUGGACUCAGCCGUGUCGGAAUCGGGAGGAACCAGCCAUUCGUAA